Messenger RNA from Neurospora hispaniola, 385 nucleotides. RefSeq lists its product as uncharacterized. NCBI's taxonomy places the organism in Eukaryota, Fungi, Ascomycota, Sordariomycetes, Sordariales, Sordariaceae. The coding region runs from base 157 to 342 and encodes 61 amino acids. The transcript has a single exon. The record is from RefSeq and is a predicted model, not a curated record.
AAAAGAAAGGAAAGUCGGUCCAUGUUAUCAGAAUUUCUGAUGUUAACGGUUGGUGAGGCGCCAUGAGGGUUAGUUGAAGAUCAACAGUCAUCAAGUCCGUGACGUUAAUUUCAUUCAGUGUUGAUCCCGUGCAGCAAGGGAAGGAAGAAAGGUACCAUGGCCUGUGAUUGGUCCAUCCACACCCCCCGGCUCCGAGCCGGAUCCCGACGCGGCCUGGAGCUAGCAUGCUUGUCCCUUGACACCUUGAUGGGCAGCUAUGGGCCCCUCUCGGAGAUCGGCAUGCAAAGGACUCCUCAAGCCGCCCAAUCCGGCCAGGACAAUCCGGGGAAGUGCCGGGGCUAACACCUGAUAGAGGAUCGUUCCUCACUCGUCGCCAUUUCGGUAU